Molecule: messenger RNA, 1844 nt
Organism: Cannabis sativa
Lineage: Eukaryota; Viridiplantae; Streptophyta; Magnoliopsida; Rosales; Cannabaceae
Product: E2F transcription factor-like E2FE
Exons: 9
Coding region: 486-815 (109 amino acids)
Biological process (GO): regulation of transcription by RNA polymerase II
Cellular component (GO): RNA polymerase II transcription regulator complex
Molecular function (GO): DNA-binding transcription factor activity, RNA polymerase II-specific; RNA polymerase II cis-regulatory region sequence-specific DNA binding
Source: RefSeq, a predicted model, not a curated record
UAAUAUAAUUUUUGAGAAAAUAGCCAAUGAGUUACAUGCAUACAUUGAAUUGAAUCAAGAAUAAAAACCUGAAAAACAACACGAGCCGACCCCAGCUCGGGUUCAUCAGAGGAGGCGCCAACAAAGAUGAGUAUGACACACAGACUAAGGAAUACGAUUAAGAUUGGAUUGCGGUUCCGCAUUUUUUGAGCGAAUUCUGACUCCCGCAUUUUCUCUCUCACGCAGCUGGAGUACACCAUUCUCUUAUGGAAAAUCUUUCAAAGGUUUCUCACGCAUAAUCAUUCCGAUGGCCAUUCAAAUUCCUGGAUACUCAAUAAUCAUUCCAAUUUUUACUUGGUUGAUUAGAUAUUGGAUAUGGGUCUUUGGAAGAAGGACCAGUGAUCUUGUGAACCCAGAAAGCGAUCUUCGAUGUGGUGAUUGGAUUGUCGGAUUUGGGAUUGAGGUUUAUUGAAGUUUAGGAGGCUCCACCUUUUCUUCAUCGAGUUAUGGCCCGUUUUGGAAGUGUUCUGGCAAGGAAGGCUAAGAAUCAAUAUACAUGGAAAGGGUUUGAGGCUAUACCCAAGGCUCUAAAGGAACUUAAGGAUGAGGGUUUGAAGGAGAAUUUCAGUUCAUUUGAUGGCAACGAUGAUUCAAAAGUGUCUGAUGAUGAAGAAGAUGAUGAGAGAAUUUCUGACACUCGUACUGAAAGUCAACCUGACAAAUUAAACCCCAGUUUAAAUCUCAAAUCCUCAGCUUCUUCUAAACCAGAAAAUAGAAGGGAAAAGUCAUUGGCACUUCUUACCCAGAAUUUUGUAAAGGGAUUUGCUGGGUUUUAAAUUGUCAUUGUCCAAUUAUAAUAUACGUGGUUUGAUAGUUUGAUAGUAGAUAUAGAUUUCUCAGGAAACAACAUUAUGUAACAAGAUAUAGAUUUUUCUGUUUUUCUGUUUUUGUUUAAAUAUGAAUUUGAAUUAAAUAUAUAUUUUUUGUAUUAAAUAAAUAUAAAUUUGUUUAAAAUAAAACAAAUUAUAUUAUUUAGAUGAAAUAUCUGGUGAUAUUUUAAUAUAAUUAUAUUGUAUUUUUAUAAUUUAUUUUAAUAUAAUUUAAAAUAUCACAUGAUAUUUAUUUUAAGGAAGCAGUUUUAUACGAAAUAUCACCUGAUAUUUAUAUGUAUGUCCACUAUAUAUAUAGCUCAGUAAACUAUACUCUAUGGUUACGUGCCGAGAAUAUGUUAAGAACAACGAAGUUACCGAUUUGGUAAAGCAAUUAAAAUCAACUCAGAAAGCAUAUUAUUGGAUUGAAGCUGAAAUCAUAUUAAAAAAUAUCAACCAAGAUUUUUAUUACAUGUCGUGUGAUUUUUGUAAUAAGAAACUUAUGUUCUACAACGACAACGAAGAAACAGAUUGUGAAAAUCCAAAAUGCGGAAAAAGAUGUCUUCCUACACCACGUGCAAGGACAUAUGUACAACUCGACGAUGGUACAGAGUUGCUAGAUGCUGUGAUGUUCGGUGAUGUUGCAGAAAACAUAUUCUCAUGUACUGCAGUUCAAUUAAGAUCAUAUUCGGACGAGAAACAUAAGUUGUUUGUCCAAAAAACUACGAAGCAAUUAUCAGCCAAAAAAUGGAGAAUUCAGUUGUACGUAGAUGCAAACCGAACAAUGACUUCAAAGUACAAUCAGUUCACCAUUCAAGCAGUUGAACCAAUGGAAGAUUAGGAAGAAGUUACCUUUUUUUUUUUUUUUUUUUUUUUUUUACAGUAAUUUUAUUUUAUUUAGUGUUGAGACUUUUCUUGCUGCUGAGCUUGUUUUUCUUUCUCUUGACUUGUUAUUUAUGGAUUUACAUGGAGUAGUGUAUGCAAGUAUUUCAUAUA